AUAAUAAACACAAGUGUGCAUACCAAAUUGCAUGCACAUAUAGCCUUGUCAGUGGCAUUGUUCUCUCAUGAGGAGUUCAUCAGCCCUACAAUAACUUGUUAGGGUCCUUAUCAGCCACCCCAUCGUGUCAUACUGGCAGGCCAAUUACUGCACACAGUCACUUUGUAACUCCUAAAAAUAGACCAGGAUAAAGCCUCUUAAGUUCAAACCACAUAAGUUGCUUUCCCCGUGUGCCACCUACGAAUAAACCCUUAGCCACCAACAAAUCCCUAAGGACGGUGGUGCUUUUAAGGACUCAAACAUGCGUGGCCCAAGAAGUGAGGGAUGCUCAGGAUGCAGGUGCUCAGUUGAGCGUAGAACUUGCAGAUGGGUUAACGUCAGUGUUUUAAGUUCAUCCGCUGCCCGCUGGUGUGCCACAGGAUACAUCCAGCAUGGGUGACCUGCUAGGAUUGGACAACUUGGUGGCCAACACCACCUACCUGAAGGCCCAGCAGAUCGAUCGCAAGGAGCUGAGAAAACGGAGACUCUCCCUGACGCUGCCCAAGCUGAAGAAGACCUCUGCUCUCCAGGCAGCAGAGGGAGAGAGGUACGAGUCACUCUGCGAGCAACAGCCUAUCGGGAGGAAGCUGUUCCAGCAGUUUCUCCUGACCUCUAACGACCAGUACGCGGCUGCUGCUGAGUUUCUGGAUGAGCUGAGCAAGUGGAGCUUUGCCGAAGAUGAAAAAAGAGAAAAAGCCAAACAGACGAUCCUCGCCAAGUUCUGCCAGCCUGGGUCUACGAGAUUCCUGUCCUACUUCACCGAAGAGGAUGCUGAAACAUGCAAGGACUUAUCGGACAGUAACUUUGAUGAGGUGAUUUUGGACCAUCUGAGAGAAGCCACUAGGGAGUUCCUGAAGGGAAGACCUUUCUCGGAGUACCUGAAAAGCCAGUUCUUCUACAGGUUUCUGCAGUGGAAGGAGUACGAGAGGCAGACGAUCACUGACAAAUACUUUUAUGAGUUCAGGACUCUGGGAAAAGGUGGCUUUGGUGAGGUGUGCGCGGUGCAGGUGAAGCACACGGGCCAGAUGUACGCCUGCAAGAAGCUGGAUAAGAGGCGUUUGAAGAAGAAAGGCGGUGAGAGAAUGGCUCUCGUGGAGAAGCAGAUCCUGGAAAAGGUCAACAGCCUUUUUAUCGUAAACCUGGCUUACGCUUACAACAGCAGACACCACCUGUGCCUGGUAAUGGACCUGAUGACUGGAGGAGACCUCAGGUUCCACAUAUACGACUUAGGGAAGAGAGGCAUACGGAUGGAGCGUGUGGUUUACUACACAGCCCAGAUAACCAGUGGCCUCCUGCACUUGCACAACAUGGGCAUCGUGUACCGUGAUAUGAAGCCUGAAAAUGUGCUGCUGGAUGGUAAAGGACAAUGCCGCCUGUCAGACCUCGGAUUGGCUGUGGAGCUGUCAAAGGGCAAAAUGAUCUGCCAGAAGGCUGGUACGACUGGCUACAUGGCCCCUGAGGUUCUGAAGCAGGAGUACUACCGCUACUCUGUGGACUGGUGGUCGCUGGGAUGCAGCAUUUAUGAGAUGGUGGCCGCCCGCUUGCCUUUCAGAGACUUCAGGGAGAAGGUGCAGAACGAUGAGGUGACUCGCCGCACCCUGGAGGACGAGUGCAAGUUUGAACACAAAUCCUUCGAUGCUCCCACCAAAGAUAUUAUCAGCCGCUUCCUCAAGAAGAGGGUGGCGCGUCGCUUUGGGUGCCAAGGCGACGACCCACGAAGCCACGAGUUCUUCAACAGCAUCACCUUCCACCGACUGGAGGCGGGCCUGCUGGAGGCCCCCUGGGUGCCAAAGCCCGACGUGGUCUACGCCAAAGACGCGGACGAGUUCAAGGACAGCUCUGACAUCAAGGACGUCAGGUUUGACACCAAGGAUGAGAAGUUCUUCAGGGAGUUCAGCACGGGCGCAGUGUCCGUGCAGUGGCAGAAGGAGAUGAUUGACAGCGGCGUGUUUGACGAGCUGAACAGCGCCACGGUCAUCCAACGCGACCGCGAGACUGCGUGGAAAACCAGGCUGUGCGUCCUUUUGUGAGCACACACACAGGAGGAAUUUUGGACACUUGAAAAUGCACAGAUGUCCUUAAAUCGAAGUGCCUUCAAUUAUGUGCCUCGGAAACCUUUUUACGCGUGGCCUUUUUCCUUAACCUCAGUACAUUUCCCCACAUAAAUAAUUUCAUUAUGCAGCCACAGCCAAACAUAAUAGGACAUUAGUAGCUGCAGUAAAAUAAACUCGCAGUAUUAAUGCCCAGAUGGAAAACAUGCUGACAUUGUACUGCAGCUGCGGCUUUAUACUUUGCCCUCUGUUCCCGGUGAGACAGCAGAUCCCAGCGCCUUCAUAGUUUCCAUUACAUCACUCGGCAAUUUUUGGCAGGCAACUGUUUACGUGUGUUUGUAAACAAGCUCCAUAAUGGCUAAGUGUCAUCACACUAAUGCGCCACCUUUCUAAUAGUGACCCACGUUUCACACGAGCCCUCUGAAGAGCCCUUCUUCUUUCCCCCUCUGAUGAGCUCCUGCUCAGGGUCGCGCUGAUGAAGUCUCUCAGCGCACCGCUGAGCGCCGCCAGACGCUCACGGAGCUCGCUCAACCUCCCGCGGCACUCAUCAUCAUCAUCCCCAUUAUCCCGCGCUGCUCUGGUAUUUACAAGCACUGGAUGACUCGUUCACUAAUUUUAACGAGGGACCGAGGGAGACAAAUUGUCGUACACGCGCAAAGUUUUUUCCACUUGAGAACAUGUUAACAUAGAUUUUCUGGCACCAUCGAGCCAACGCCAAACCCCUUUACAGCCCCCUCAAAUCACCCUUUGUUUAUGCACAGACCCCUUGUUCUCACUGCACAGCAACAACAACAAAAAGUAGGCUGUUUGAGAAAACCUUUCACACACACGUUGCCUUUAAGGAUCCAUAGUUUCCCCUGAUUCAUGACUGAAGACUCAGGUUGCAGUAAAUCCACGGACUGUUGCUGCUAAUCAAUCGUUGCAGACUCUACUGUAGCUUCUGCUUGGAAAACAGCAGAUUUCAGGGGGGCAGGUUUGGCCUUUAGGCUACCAGGAUCCCCCAGGUGUCUUAUUUUUGACUCGUUUUUACUUUUAAACUUUUAAACUGCAACUUAAGAAAAGUGGUAGGCAGAUCGAUCCAAAUAUCGAUAUUCUAGAUACCAACGCUGGUAUUGGUAUCGGACCGAUACUGGCGCUAUAGAAUCGAUACUUUAGUUUUUGAAAAUGAAAAAAUAAAUUCAAAAAAUGUCUGUGAAUGUAAUAACCAACAGAAGUUGACCCAAACUGCUUUAAAGACAGGCACAAGACAUUCUCCAAAAACACUCAGAUUUAAAAUACAUAAAAAGCUAAAAGUUGUGUUUUGUUGUGUAAAAUAAUUAUUGUGGAAAGUAAAAAUCACAGUGAUUUAGUGGUCAUUAAAAUGUGCUCAGAAUUUCCAAAAUGAUGAUGAUUGUUCUCAUAAAUCAUGGCACGCUGCUCCCCUACAGAAGCUGGCUUUAUAGUUUAAAAGUAUUGGUAUUUGGUAUUGCUAUAUACUUAGUAUUGGAUCAGUACAUACUACUACUGCAGUAUCACACACCAGCAAAUAGAAAAAACAUCACAAAAACUAAACAAAAACAAAAAGUUUCACAAAGCACAAUGGAACUGUUUUUGGGGAGACAAUAAGUUGACGGACCAGACGCGGAUGUGACAAGCUAACAGUAAAUAGCUAAUACCAAACAUGUUUCUACAGUAUUACAUGAAUCAUGUGACUAAAACAGACAUGCAUCACAGCUCAUCUGUCACAUUAUUCUGUCCCCAAAAAUAUUUCUGUUUUGUUUUUCUAUCUGCUGCUGUUUUCUUAAGUUGCAGUGCAUUUGACCUUUCAGGGCCACCGUACAUUAGUGCCAAACAAUGCCAAUCACCUUUUAUGAUGCAUUUCUGAACACAUAAAUGUGCUUUUCUUGCAGUUUAGAUGAUAUGCUCUUAUACUUUCAACAACAUAUUUUGGUUUGCAAGGAUUUUAUGGAUCAUCUUUUUUGCUACUGAUGUUGGCAAACCUUUUUUUUUAACAAGCUGUGAUGAAAGAAAAUAAAAGCAAAUUUCCAAAAAGCUUGAGUGAAAUAAAGUUAUUUCCCUGUCCUCCUACCGCUGAUGAUUUCUGCAAACAAGUGAGUCACCAGAGCGAUGACAUGUGAAGUUACAGGUCGAAAGCUACACAGUCAUUGUGAUUAUCCUCUUGUUGCUCAUCUCACGGUUGCAGAUCUCAUCUGUCAUCAUUUAUCCAAGCAGCCCGGUGUCGAUCUGAAAAACAGAGAGGCGCUUGUGUCUUCAGUUACAUCAUGUUGCUUCAAUAUUUGAUUCGGAUUGCUUCAUCUGUCACUGUCAGCGUAACCCUCCAAAACAAAACAAAAAAAACCCUCAGCACGUUUAGGUAAUGACGGACACACAAACAUGUGUUGCGCUAAUUCCUGCGCGGGCAGGGGAGAGG
This is a messenger RNA of Oreochromis niloticus (Nile tilapia), 4500 nucleotides long. RefSeq names its product G protein-coupled receptor kinase 7b (gene grk7b). The coding region runs from base 432 to 2069 and encodes 545 amino acids. Gene Ontology annotation, cellular component: cytoplasm. The transcript has 4 exons. Gene Ontology annotation, biological process: protein phosphorylation; regulation of signal transduction; signal transduction. Lineage: Eukaryota; Metazoa; Chordata; Actinopteri; Cichliformes; Cichlidae. Gene Ontology annotation, molecular function: rhodopsin kinase activity; ATP binding. The record is from RefSeq and is a predicted model, not a curated record.